Cryptomeria japonica (Japanese cedar) is the source of this 552-nucleotide messenger RNA. RefSeq lists its product as uncharacterized. The record is from RefSeq and is a predicted model, not a curated record. The transcript has a single exon. The coding region runs from base 1 to 552 and encodes 183 amino acids. Gene Ontology annotation, molecular function: enzyme inhibitor activity. NCBI's taxonomy places the organism in Eukaryota, Viridiplantae, Streptophyta, Pinopsida, Cupressales, Cupressaceae.
AUGGCUUCCAUUGCUAAAUCUGUGAUUCUAAUGGUGAUCAUGGUGACCACUUUCACGUUUGUUGCUUCCUCAAUCUCUACUAUUCGUCAGGUUUGCAAGAGCACAUUGGAUCAAAACUUCUGCCUUGCAUCGUUAACUGGCUAUCCAGGGGCUCUCAAUGCAAACAUCUCUCAGCUGGCUGUGAUAACUGCAAACAUAUCGUACAAUGAAUCGAUAAAUGUUGAGCAGUUUAUUUUGGGUCUCAACGGAAGUGAAGGCCAGAAAAAUGGCAGCGUUUCCUCUGUACCCCUUAAGGAAUGCGUAGUUUUUUAUGAAGAAGCGGUGUCUGAUCUUCUUAAUUCGUUAUCGGUUCUGAGAAAUCCAAUGGGAGAAGACCCAGGUCUUGUAAACGGUUUACAAAGUGGGGCUUUAACGUUUGUAGGUAUGUGUAAUGAUGAGGUAAAGAAGCUGGCUUCACAAUUAGCUCCUCUGGUUGAGGCUAGAUCUAGAAAUCUUGGGAAAAUGAUCGACAAUGCUCUCGGUGCUAGCAAUGUGCUGUACGGGCUAGAUUAA